AUGCCUGUAGAGACAACACAUUCAAUCAGAGACAGGUCUGCAGUGGGUCGCUUUCCAACCGUCACUCUCUUCGGGGACGACUCAGAUGAAGAGUUAGAAAAAGAAGAGGAGGACAAUAACGGAAAAGAAAAUGGAUGUCAGCGUUGGCUGCGUAAAGUCUGCCCGUGCUGCUGUCCUAAAACAAUUGAUGAUGAUGUCACAGAAACUGUGGAGACAGCCCUUGAAUAUACCGAUAAAGAGGAAGGGGGGAAACUGGAGCCAGAAACUAACGAGCUCAACGGUAACCUAAGUCUUAAUGAGCCAAGCAGUUUAUCUUUCCGACAGGUAAACUAAAUGUUUGUUUUUCUCCUGCAGAACUCCUCUUGAAGGUGCAGUCAAUAGAUUUGAUGAAAAGUAAAUCAGGGCAGAACCGCACAGAACACCACACAGAUGUGUACCAGAGUGAAAACUUGAUCAUCCGCAGAGGACAGACCUUCCAGAUGUGGAUCACAUUAUCUCGAGCGUUUGACCCGAGUACCGACAAACUUCACCUGGAGCUCAAAACAGGUCAGUCAGAGUCAUUAGCAACAAUAUAGACACAUUCUGUGACUUGAAGGCAGUUUGGAAGACUUGUGCACAUUGUUUCUUCAGAACACCAUAAUAUAAAGAAUGUCCAGGUCCUCACUCUUCUAACUUUGGCUGCAGAGUUACCCUCAAUUUCCACCACCGGAACAGCAACGAAAAGGCCAUAUCCGCUGAUUGUAACCAUUCAAGUAAAUGUGUCACUUUCCACCAGCUUCUUUCCCUUCCACUGCAGAUCGCAGGACUCCGCAGCUGAUCGCAAGAGUUCGAUUACUGAAAUUAAACACUCUGUGUUUCAAGCGGAUGGUAUUUCACACCAUGCAAAUAGGCGGGGACGUACAAGUGAAAGGUUUUUUGACAGCAUUUCACCCCAAUGACACCAUGGAUGAGAAGAUGCUGAUGCUAGAAGUCUAGAAGUGGAUUUCCUCCUCAGGAGGGACACAAUCUACUGCUUAUAUGGUUAUGUGACAACUCGUUAUGCACAUGAAUCCGCGGGUUCUUGUGAGUUCUCGCGAUUCCCGCUGUCCGUAAUGCGCCACGAAAUUCGCCUCACAAACAGAUCUGGUAGGUAUUGGCGGACGGCGAAAAAUCGCAACUCAUGAUUUUGUGUGUUUCUAGAAUAAGCUGUACGCCUCUUUAUAGUAACUGAACAGACUCCAGGUCUUUCAUUGUAACAUACAUGAAGUGCUCAGCAAAGAUCGUAAACACAAAGAAAGAGCCAUGGUAUGUUCACAUUUCUUGUCCCCUCCUCCUCUUCAGGGUUUGCCACCUCUUUCACACAUAUCUUCCUCCUCUGCCCGUCUGAUUGUCUCCAUCCAUCUUUGGGUUAAACUCUCCUGGCUAAUGUAGGUGUUUUCGCAUCAUUAGACACAACUGUUUGUAGUUUGGGGCGUAAACUAGACACCUGUGGUCACCGUUAUGCAGCACAAGUACAGAGUCAAACUGUCUUAGCUGUGUUCGGAAGUGCAAAAUGGUCAUCGUUUGAUUCAAAGAAAGGGAUAUGGUGUUGUAGCAAUUGUGAAAAACUGUACACAGCUCUGGGAAAAAGGCUGCUUUUAGCCUUGUGUGAUGCGAUUGUGUUGUUCUGACAGAGGGAGUGAAAUGAAAAAGGUAGUAACCAGUGUGUCUCAGGUCACGGGCAAUAUGUUAGGCUCUACAGCAACAGCAGGUUUGACAGAUGUCUUCAAUCGCUGGCAGCUGUGUCCUCGCGAUGUUCAGGGCUGCUCUGUUGAUCCUGUGAAGUGCCCUUUGCUCCUUUUUGGUAUGCUGUUAAACCACGCUGUGAUUCAGUGAGUGAGGAUCCUCUCUACAGUGCACCUGUGGAGGUUGACCAGGAAGAUGUCCAGAAACCAAAAUAUAUUACCUCUUUUAAAGAAGCUGAAGUACUGCUCUGCAGAAAAUUCAAUCUAAGCAAGUGUUGGUAUCUUAUCUAAAAAAGUUUCAAGCUACAUUCACCGGACAAGUCCAGGAUGAUACCUUAUUUCUGUGAAUGUGUAAUGAGUACAAAAAGAAAUCUGAGCAUGGUAAGAGAGAAAAAUGCUGUACAGCUUCUUGGAAGAAUUAUCUUAUUACAAGAAACUUAAAAAGUAAUUUUUGAAUGAGAUAAAAAAAAAUAAAAAAAACAAUAAAUUUACAAAUUUCAAUUCAGUUACAGUAGACAAAAAAAAAAUAUAUUUUUUUCUUAUUUCAUUUGGAGAUUUUCAUUGUAAGCAAUUUAGCUUUUUUAAAUUGGGAUACUGUAAAUCUUAAAAGACCGAGAUUCAAUGAAGACUGGCUUUCACUUGUAUAUAGAAAUAUGGAUGAUGACACUCCACCAUGCGUACCUUCUGUACAGUAAGGCUGUAACAGUGUUAUAUCUAAAGUGAACUAUACCACGGACCAGCAGUAUGCUUCAGUUUUCUAUUUUACUGUGAUUGAUAUUACCACUCAUUUUUAGCAUGUCCACUUUCUGCUGCUCCAAACUGCAUUGUGACCUCUAAUCCUGGACACAUUUAAGUCAAUGCACUCCCAGUAUGUGGUAAAUUGGACAAAAGGGAAAGUCAAUAAGAGGGGUCCCUUCACGCUGAUAAGCCAAACCUCACAGUUUAAUCACCCUUCUCUCUGGAGCAUGCAGGAAAACCAAAUUCUGAAAAAUAAAUUAUCUGUUGUGCAUAAUGGCAUCAUGAUGCUUAUAAAUACUCAACAGUUGGUAAAAUGUCCCCCUAAUGUCCCGAUAUGUGGCCUAGUUUUUUUCAAUAGAGCAAGCCUGCCUCAUAUAAAGGCCUGGUACCCCAGGCUGUAUAUUUGAGGAUAUACUGCAAGACAUAAUUUGGACUUGCAGGUAAAUGUGAGGGAUUUUAGUUUUUGCAGUGUGAUUUGGCAAUUGUAAUCAUUACUGUCUGUUAAUUCCCUGUGGUUUGUAAAAUUAGGAAAUAAGAACUUGCUUACGAGGUGAAUUGAAAAUGUAAGAAUAUAUCCUGACUAAAAUUGAGAUUUUACAGAAAAGACAUGAGUUGUUGCAGUGACACUGAAUGGUUAGUGUUUUUGAAUACUAUAGUCUGAAUGAACACAUUUCCUUUAUAAUUUUGACAAUAGCUGUCCUAAUAUUUGACUCUAUUCUGAGCUCAGGAUGACAAAGACUUCCCUCUCUUUUCUUUUCGGUCAGAAUGAAGAAACAGGAUGUACUAGGAGAAGUGUUUUGUGUCUUUAUGUCUUACAGUGUUAAUUUGUCUGCUUUUGUGUGUGUAUGUGUGUGUGCAGUGUAUGGACUGUGAUGGAUUUAUAGAAAGACAGAGGGGGAAGCAGAUUGGAGGGAGAGAUUUUUGGUUACUAUUGCUAUGGGAACAGUCCUAGUUGCUAAGCUCCAGUCCUCAGUCCUUCUCUUACUAAAAACCUUGUCUACAAUUCUCAGCAUCAUUCAGCCUGGACCGAGAGUCAGAGCCUGAGCAGCCACCUGUUUACCCAGAGUUCAUUUCUGCUGCCUCUGACACUGUAAGACAAAUAUAGAUCCAGUAAUUACAGCUGAGUGUGAUAACCAGCCGGGCUCAGAGAUAAUAAUUACUACGUCUCCUUACAUAAAGCCUGUGUGCAUGUAGCAGGGAUAAAAACUUGACCCUGUGUCUUACUCUGAGGAUGUUUUUUAUGCAGAUAAAGUAAAUAAAAUUGUGACAUCUAGUGAAGAGAAAUUAGGUAAUGACUUUAAUUAGGUCAACAAUGAGAGAAAAAAAAACAAAACAAGGUUGACUUUAAGACAGAGUCCACAGAGAGAAAAACAAGCAGGGACCAUGAAAAAAAAAAAACACAAUUCAUUCUUUUGAUCAUUUUAAACCAAUAAAAUUGUCCUUACAUCAACAUUUACGUUGUUGUGUUGUUCUGAGCUCCUUAUUAAAAGAAACCAAGGCUCACAAAGAGGAGACCAAAACUAAAAAGACCUGUAGACCCACUCUAAAAUAAACAACAGAUAGGAAGGUCCUGGGCCGACACACAGCCCACGGAACCUUACCUGCAACAAAAAAAAGUACACUAGUACACUAGACUACAAGUAAUCUCCAGCCCAGUCUAAAGCCUAAAACCCACAGGAUGUGUUGGGCAUGUUUUGUCACCAUUGUGUGCAACACAGCAAAUACAUUCCCAUUCCAAUCAAUGUAGCGCACACACAGGAUGUGUCCCAGAAGUGUCUCUAUGCGCUGCUCUGAAACGCGUAGAGUCUUUUCUCGGUUGAACAUGUGCCCAGCAUGUGUCAAUCUGCACAGAGAAGAUUGUCCUUGACAGGAUGCCACACUUGGGAGAGGCACAUUGAACAUAGUUUAUCAGUCAAUCAAAACCUUAUUUAAACAAAAAGUGACACAACUAUUCACAACAGAAAACAUCAGUACCUGAAAUCAACCACUGACUUGAUUAAAACUUGACAUCAGGUUCAGUGUCAGCUCUGAUCUCCUCAUUUAGUAACAAACACAAACAUUCUAAUAAACUGUGACCAUGAGCAAUCAUUUAGUCAUUUAUUUAAAAAAAAAAAACGUCCAUCUGUCACAGCAGAGAUGGGCAGACAGCAGUAGCAGCAGCAGCACACAAUGCCAGUUUUAGUCCUCUGAAACUGAGAAUCAUACCAGCACUCCAAAAACGAUGGACAUCCAUCUCAAAACAAACAAACAAAAAAAGACAGAUUUCAAACCUGCUCUCAGCCCAAACACUGUACCCCCAGCCCACAGCCCCCCCAGCAUGGAGCUGAUCACAGCCCAGUCUGAAACAGUGUUGUUCUUUAUAAUUCAAGUAGAAGCCAAUGACAGCUGAGAGCUCCAGCUCUGAGGUCUACUGAUCAUUUUCAAACUCUGGAGCCCCACAACUACUCAGAGAGGCAGCAAUUUUUAUAACACCUCACAGAUUGGAAGUGUGCAGAAGAUUGAAAGGCAAGCUGACAAUUUUGUUGUUGUGAGUCUCACCUGAAGCUGUUUUUCUGCUCCUGAGAGGUGAAGAUGAAAGUCCCAGAUGUUGGUUGCAUCAGGGGGAUUUUUCACGCCAAGGAGAAGAAUGGUUUCUGAACAUUUCAUGAAAAUCUGCCUCUGAAAUAGUGAGAAAAACAGUCGAUAUUUUAACUCCUCUGUCCAAGAGAGAAGCUCAGGGAGUGGUGUUAAGGGGAUAUUUUGAUGUUUGGGGACACUUUUGUUGUCAGAAGUCUGAUGCCAAGGCCAGUUUGAUGUUUGGAUCCAUUCAGUUGUAGUUGCAGUCUGUGGCAGCUUUUAAUCUCUUUUUUUAUCCAAUUUGUGCAAGAAGCAGGAACACAAAUAUCUGACAGAGAUAAAAUGGUGAUUCAACUGCAAUCUAAUUCUGCAAGAAAGCACAGAGAUUUUCCUCAAAAUUUAAUCUACACUUUUUUCAUUUUAGAUGCAUUUCACAGCGUUUUAUUUAGUCUUUUUAUGGUUGCAUCAGCAGUAGUGCUUUACUCUGUGUUUCACUCAGUCCCAAACUGCAGGCAGUGUUCAGGUUACUUCAUGUUCACUCGUAGGUAGGUAGGUAGGUUUGUUUGGCAGCAGGCCGAUGACAUCCAGUUUGACAUCCAAUUACAUAACAACCAUUACUGGAAAUGAGACAAAACAAUCAAAAUACAGACCAUGGAAAGAAUGUUUCAGACUGAGUACGCUUGCAGAAAAAUUGUUGAUGUAGUCACUGUUUCAGAAUUUUUGUUCUAGUACAAUAGGCUUCACUGUUAAGCUUUAUCAUGUCUGUAACCAACAAGCCUUUAAAGUGCCCACACAUGAUAUUUAAAUGUGAAAUAAACACGACAUUCACAAUGAAAGGAUAUUUCCUCAGUCUAGUCCAUGUGCUCUCUUGAAACAGAUGUAGCAUGUCCUUAAUGGCCUCCAUAUCUCAAACAGACCUGUCACUUCCAGCAGACCCAGACUCUGUUUAUCUAAACUCCAGCUGAUGACAACAUAAAUCCCACCUGUCUUAACAGUUGGCCUCUCACAACCCCCACACUCCAACCAUUGGAAGGGCUAACAUAACAGAUCAAGUGUUUCAAGUUCUGUUUCAUCAGCUUUGCCAUCAACAGUCACCUCUGUCCCGUGUCAGGUGAAAGUAGAGGGAAAAUUCUUGAAGCUAUCCCCAUUUGGGUCAGUCUGUAGGCUGUAUCUCCCAAUGCUUUUGUAUUUCCAUGAGGGGAGAGAAAACAGAGAGAAGCAUCUGUUGAAAGAUGAGAUAAGACAAGACAGGCAAGUUGAGGAAAAAAGUCUGUUUAAGCUCAAGCUUCUGGGUGUAAUCGUUCACUUUUCCUCUUCUUGUUUUUAUGAGAAAAGAUAAGACUGACAGGGUGAUCGAGAGGGGGAUGGUCUGUAGAUGGAUGUUACAAAAGUGAAGAGAAGGCAGAGCUGGGGUGAUGAUCCUGUUUGGGUAUAUCGAGCUUUUGUCCACUAUGUUAGACAGAAUCCUUAACCUCCCCUUACUUUAGCAAUUUUCAAAGGAAAAGUGGAGAAAAAAGAAAUGUAAGGCAGAGGGCAAAGACCAUAAGGCCAGGUCCAGAAGCCUGUUUGUUGUACUCUCUACCUUCCUCUACAUCCAUUUUUAUGAGGUGCAAGAGAUAAAAGCAACACAUAGAGGAGUCAGUCAGGAAAUGUGAAAGAAAAGACAAGAGAAGGAAACUCCAAAGGCUGUACACGCUACCUUCCUGAAUACCUCUGUUUUCAUGAGAAUAAAGGUCCUUACACACCGGGAGCAAUGCAAAUAUACAAUGCGAAAUUACGAAAUAUUCAGAGGCAAAUUUUUACAUGCCUGGCUAUACAUAUCAAGCAUGAUAUGAUUUUGCGACUUUCUGGGGGGGAAAAAAGACAUGUCUCAGGUGAAAGCGAGAAGACUGACACAACACCAGACUGACUUUUGUUCAGUUCUGUUUAGACACCAGUGUUGAGAUGGCUGUCUGUCAUGAUAGCAUGUUCUGAGUCGGGGUCAGUACCAGAUAAGCACAUUAAAACAUAAUCCAUAAACGUAAGGUAACAAUUGAGAGCUAAUGGUGCUGUGACAGCAACGCUGUGAUUAAGUUUGAGACAGUGAAAAUACAUAUGCUAUGUUGUAUCUGAGCAGGUUAUCUUAUGAGCUCCAGUUACUUAGCACUGAUGAAAGUUUAAACAAAGACAUUUAGCAAACCGUUAAAGUACACAAACCAUCGUCAAACGAGAAAUCCGAUGCUAUGACUCUUCACAAGUUGUCCUUCAGGUCGUUAUCUUUGUAAUGUUUGUGUCUUUUAUCAGAAAGCACUCUGUUCUCUGACACUUAAACAAUCAGCUGGUCGGCCAUGUUGGAUAUACCGGUGAAUCAGACGUCGCAACAACACGCAAUCUGAUUGGUCAGACGUGGACACACAGUAUGUGAAACUUUAGAAAAAUCAGCUGUGAAAUGAAAAAACAAAAGCCGCAAUACUGCAGGACGGGAAAACGUUGCUGAUGUGAACAAUUGUAUUGACAGGAUACGUGUUCGAACAAAAAUAUUGACGUCCAAAAUAAUCGUACGAAAAAAAGGGUCCCGGGGGGAAAGAACCUUAAGAGUCUACAGAAAAAUGAAGUAAGAGGGUCGGAGACAGCAGGGUCAGAGUCAUAGCACUGCUUUAUCUCAAGCUCAGCCCUGUCAGGUAAACCUGUACACCCUACCUCCCCUUCAUACCCCUUUUCGAUGAGGAAAGAGAGAAGAGGGGAAAGACAGUGAGAAUGUUCCUUUGAAAGAAAUUAGGAAAAGGCAGAGCUUUAGUUUAAAAGCCUGUUUGGGCUCCAGCUUGGCCCUGCGGAGUUCGGCUGUACACAUUACCUCCCCCUACUCCCCUAUUUCCAUGACUGAAAAGAGGAGAUAUAGAGAGGGUGAACUUUAAUCUUUUAGUUUUGUUUUGGCCUCUUUCUAGCAUUACUUCCUUUUCAUCCAGAUCCACUAACUUGUUCAAACUGUUUUGUUUGGCAUCUCCUCCACUGCCUCUGUUAAAUUCUCUCUGUGUACCCCAAUAAAGCCAGACCAAAUGUAUGUUUAAAGCAGGAGAAGAUUAGCAGAAUUAGCAGAAUGGAUUGAGCCUCAGUUUCCCGGCUGCUUUGGGAGAUUAUCUCAAGCAUUUCUUUUUAAAGUGACAUUUUUAUCUCACUCAUUACUGUGACGUCUUUAUUUCACUCAUGGCCGUUACGCAAAUACAAGCCUUCAAUCAAUCAGCCUACAAAAAACCUCAAGGUAACAUGGCAAGAUGGUGACUCGCUUCUGUAAAAGCGUUGGUAAACACAGAAAACAAAGGCACGCUCACACCCACAGAGGAUGGAGGAUCAAAAUCAGGGAGGGGUGAAGUUUUCCACGCUCAAAUCAAGCAAAACUAAGCAGCAGGAGUUUUGUCCUCAUUGAACCCUCCCAACAAAACUAAGAGAAAAUCUGAUCCGUGACAUUAGUCAAGACUGAGGUUUGGCUGAGAUUAUCUGAUUGGGACAUUAGGGAGGGACCUUAAGCAGAUGAAUAGGGGCAUACUGGUGCCAUCCUGUUAAUCAUUGUACAACAUUAAGUUUUCAGGCUGGUUCUAGCAUGCAGGCUUGUAACAGGUACAACUAGAUAUCAAUCAGGGCUGAUUAGUGAAGGAGAGACAUGGAAAGAUUUGGCAACUACAGGGCUGUUAUGUGAUAUCUGACAUUCUGCUUAAAGAUGUCCAUUUUUUUUUGGUUCAGAAUUUUCAGCAUGAGAAAUUCUUUGUACCAUGUCUGACAAACCAUAACAAAUGAUCCCCAGUCAGGACCAAACCUGUCAAGUUUUUGGUGACAGAGUUCAGUUUGGAGAGGCAGAAUAAUGUUUUAUUCAUAUAUACAUAAAUUAUAAUACAGGUGAUUUGUGGGACAAUACUAAUAUGGCAAGAUGGGGGGGAAGAGGGGUAAAAUACGGUAGUUUCCCAGCCAAAACAGGAUACUUGACAGCUAUGGUCAGGACAAAUGUGCUGCAAACAAACAUUACAUAUUCAAAAACACAUUUGCAAGCAUAAAAGAAAUACAAUGACAAAAAUUCACAGCAAAAAAAUUAUGCAGCAAGGAGAGAAAAAAACUGCAAAUGUGCUGCAAGUACACAAAAAAGAAACCAAGCUCUAUUUUAGGAGCACUGUUACGCUUCAGCACUGCUCUUUUCCUUUAUUGUCAACAGCUGUGAAAUGAGUACUGAUCCACACAGUCCCCCUCUGCUCCUGAGGAUACUUUCUGACCUAGCGCUUCGUGAACAACUCAGUUCUUGGUAGUUUGAUGAUGAAGAUGAUGAUAUGGUGGUUUUAUGUUGAUGUUAAUUACAAGUAUAGUUUCAAGCAAGGACACACCCAGUAUGUUGUCCGCAAGUGGCAGCUCUACAUCUGACUGCUGCCUGUGAUUCAUUAAAAGUCUUCACACUCAGAGUCUGUGUUUCAACAUUCUUCAUUAAAUUCAGGUCAAGUGCAUCGACGCAGUCUGAAAUGGCAGUGAGGAUGAUCAUGUAGCUUUUUCACUAAGUAGAGAAAAAAAUUAAACAUGCGUGCACAUGCACAAAUUCAUUCAAAAUGUGCCUUUAGGAAAAAGUCUGUGUAUGCCUGGAUUCAUUAUUUAUUCAUAUCGUAGAUUAUUGCUGUCCAUUUUUCACAAAACUGCUUUUUUUCCCACUUUGAAAGCAGGUAUAGCACACUCAGGAGCACAGAACAGAAAAACUGAAUCAUAUAUCAGAGCUAUAUAUCCUUGUCAGACAGUAGCAAAUGGCUCCAAACCUCGAUCAUCAAGCAACACACCCACUAUUGUCUGAAAAGGACUUAAGUUUUCUAUAUAAACAGAUUACACAACAAAUUGGGCCAUAGACGUCAUCUGUCAAAUCCAGUUUCAGUGUUACCUCCUACGAUGAGGCAACCAUUGAUAAUCGUUUGCUUUAUUAUUGAUGUUCUUCAAAAAAAUUUAAAAAUCCUUUUCAUUUUUGUGCGUUGCCUUUGACACUGUUUGGCAGUACCUGCGUCAAAAUGGACUUAAAGCACUCGUUGCUCUUACUGAUCUUGUUUCCUCUUGUCUAGAGCUUUGUUUGUGUUGUUCUUGUUCCCGAAUGUGCGUCGCUUUGGAUGACAGAGUCUGCUAAAUGACAUUGUUACAUUGUGAGUCAGACUGUGAGCAAUGACAAUUGCACACAAAAGAAAGUCUUGGCCUUGAAACCUAUUCUGUGCUGAUCUUAACUCUGCUGGUUACACCUACAGAUCACCCAAAAUUUGUAGCUUCUAUUGGCCGUUCUAACCCCGUCAGUCAAAGGCUGACAGGUUCUGAAAUAUAGUGUAUCUGCUUGUAAAGUAUUACUGAACUGUUAAAUGCAAGGUUUGAAUAGGUGAUUUUCUUCCCAGAGAAAUAAAAAACAGGAUUUGCUUGGAUCCCCGCCAAGAUUUACAGUUUCUUUCAACACCAACCACAAACAGCUGUCAGAAAUGUUUUUGUAUGGAGCAGUUCCAAAUUGAUCGAAUGCUGUCAUGACAUGCAUUUGUUUGUGUGUGUGUGUGUGUGUGUGUGUGUGUGUGUGUGUGUGUGCGUGCGUGCGUGCGUGCGUGCGUGUGUGUGAAGAAAGUCCCUGGUUUCUGGUUUCUAUUUACAUAAACAUUCCCCAGGUGAGGUUUGCAGGUGUGGUUGUAAAUGGAUGUGCUGUGCUUCACUUGGGCUCGGUCUGAACAACAGAAGCUUUUACACGCUGUGUGUUCCGUGUGUUCCUCAUGUCUGUGUAACAACUGUGUCCUGUCAUGCCCUCAGGCUCUCUGCCAACCGUGGCGAAGGGAACUCAUGUCAUCAUCCCGCUGGUGGAGGACCUGGAGGACGGCCGCUGGGAGACUGCAAUCGUAAAAAAAGAUGACAAAAAGAUAAAGCUGUCAGUGAAUUCUCCGCCCACAGCCGUCAUUGGUCAAUAUCAACUUACAGUGGAGACGGACUGUCCAAAUGGCCAAGCCUUUUCCACACACAAUCCUGAGAAUGACGUCUACAUUCUGUUCAACCCCUGGUGUGAAGGUAAACCAAUUUCUGCAAAACCACCAUGAUCUCCUGAAUUUGUUUGGAGCAUGCUCAGGGCCUGACAUUUUCCAGAAUUACCUUCACCUAAGUCUUAAAUCAGCCAGUUUUGGUUGUCAUCUCUAGGUUACCUUGUUAGGCUUCAUUAUCCAUGAAAAUAUUGCCUCUGGGCCUUUCUUUGUAAAUAUACCCCUCAUACAGACAUCUAUACUGAAUAUAUUUCACAUAUCUGGACAAUCCAACGUUGUUUUUUGUGCAGAGAAAAACAUGGCAAAAUGAGAAUUUCCUAAAUCUCACAUGAUUGGAAGGGUAACUGACUGUCAGUGUGGUGCCUAACAUUGCAAUGACAGCAUUUUAUAAUUUAGUCAAUUUAUUUUUUAAUUUUUUUGAAAUAGAGGUUCCUGACAAAGUUAAAAAGUCUUGAAACGUAAAAGCUAAUUUAUGUGGUCCUUUUAAGCGUUUAAAAACAAAAAUGGGUCAGUGCAGACCCUAACACAUAAGGAGGGUUAAGUAAGUAAAGACACGAUAAAUAAAGACUGCUUUGUAAAAAUUGACACAAAUCAAAAGUUCCUCACAGGAGCUUUAAGUGUAUUUCAAACCCAGUUUCUAACAGCUUCAUUUGUGUUGUAUGAUGACUGAAAAGUUUUCUUGAAUCUGAGUAAACAGGCUUAAAGAAAGUACAGCAGAAAUAGAGGUCUAAUGAUGGUUUUACAUGAACACAGAGGUGGAGAUGAGCUGACAGGCAGAGCCAACCUGGUUAUUUCUCAAUCUCAGCUAACAGGCUUCGACUUUAUAUUUAAAAGAUCUGAGAGACAUGAGAGUGGUGCUGUUAUUCACCUUUAAUUCUCCAUUAUUAGAAUAUGUCUCUAACUUCCUCCAAGUAAACGCCACAAAGAAACAAAAGAGAAAUGCUCAUCAUGUCUUUUUAAUGGACAUGUGCUGAAACACUCAUCAGGCCUUCAUCAGUCUAAAAGCUUUUUAUCUCAACAAGGCUGCAACAACCACCAUCUCUGAAAACAUUUUAUAAGGCAGAGAAGUGCUGGGAUAAUGAGCAUAAAUAUUUGGAUGAAUACCUGAACGCCUACAACAGGGUUGUGUUUCAUAACUCUGUUUUCAGCUCACUGAAACUAAAGGCAAACUGCAUAGAGAAGAUGUGCAAAAACAACUACAAAAAUGACUAGAUUUUUAUGAGAGUAGUUGAGUAUUUGUGGGGAGUUUUAUUUGCACAGAAGGAAGCCAGUUUUUACCAAUAUAAUGCAAAAAGGCUCGUUCAGAUCGGAGCAAACAGCACUGGUACUCGUAGACACAUUUUGUUCUACAGCACAGUUUGUGCGAUAGACAAUAUUUCCUGAUUAUUAUUCUUUUUCACUUUAAAAGUCACUCUGAUUUUUGCUCUCUCAGAUGACACAGUGUUUAUGGACUCUGAAGACGAGCGGAAGGAGUACGUCAUGAACGACGUCGGCCGGAUGUAUUAUGGAACACAGGAUCAGAUCGGGGUGAGGACGUGGAACUACGGACAGGUAAUGCUGCCCCCUUUUGGUACAUCUCCUUACUGACUGUCUAUUAAUAUUAGGGCCGGCGCAGACGCUGCGAGCAGCGGGAGAAAGCCCUAUUGAAAUUGCAGAAAUUAUUUAUUAUUAUGAUAAAUUUUUAACUUCUGUCCAUUUUUUCACCCUCUAGACGGGCACAAAAGCUCCUGAAAUUUGGCAGGCAUGUUAGGCCCGGCUCAAAUUCGUGUAUUUUGCAGUGCUCCUAUAUAUAUGGCAAAAAAAUGGCUCUUUAGUGCACCCUACAGUUUUAAUGCUUGGGAAGUUUCUUGUAUAACUUCCUGUACACUGGUUUCACCUCCACAAGAUUUUAGUCAUGUGAUUACAGUCCAGCACCGGACAAUUUGACACCAAACUUACGUCCGUAUGUUGUAGCGCCACCUGGUGGCAGAGAUUAAUGCAUUUUUGGUUAAUGGCCUGCAUCUCCUUCUUUAUUGAUGAGAUGCAGCUAAGAUUUGUUCAGGACACACCUGAUGGGGUACAAGAUAAGCCUGAAAAUCAGUACCCUGUUUCAUUUAACUGUGCCCAGGUGGUAUUGGCGCAACACAGCUUGGGCCCAUUGUUAUUAUUAAUAUUAUUAUUUUAUUUUUUUAUUUAUGCAUUUAUUUAUUGAGGUUUUCAAAAAAUUAAGUCAGAACAGGCGAUCAUAACAAAAAACACAAAUUAUGCACAAGCUGAAUGUUCCAAUGCCUGUAGCUUCCCAAAGGCUCGCGCCUCGAAAGCAUGUUCUCUUUACCAAACAUACACACUCAUACCCAGAUGCUCAUAUACACACACAGGCUGAUAAUGAGUCAUGUCACAAAGGAAAAGGAAGCACCGCAAUCUCAUCAAAUUUACACACACGAUCUGUUGCUAUAUGUGGAUCUUUCCAGCAUAGCUUUUUUAGAAGUUCAUUUAACCAUUCUUUAAGGGUAAGAGUGAACAUUUUUCCAUUUACAGUCCAGUACCUCUGAAGCUGCUGCAAAAGCCAAAGUCAUCCAGUUAAUGUAAGGCUGAUGAUCUAAUCUGAAAAAAGUAAAUAAAUAAAGACAGGGCAGACAAACAGCAGGGUUUGGAUUUAUUUGCCAAAUAAAUGCAAAGCAUUGUGCUUUGUGAUCUUGACUUUACUUUUCCAGCGUUUCAUUCUCUGCUGCACCAGUCUGGUCUGAAACUAUGACUUUGAGAGAGGAGGACGCCGUUAAAUGUUCACUCUGUCAAAUACAACAUUUAUCUAAAUUCUAAAGCAAAUAAAGAGCAAAUGAGUCUCAUUAUAGUGUGCCAUUAAUCUGAGAUCAUUUUGCUUACCAGCAUAUGUCCAGGGAUCCCCGGUUCAUGCAACAGCGUUUGUUUGUUUUUCAGGAGCUCCAGCUUGGUUGCUUUCUGUCUGUCAUGCAGCUCCUGUUUGCAUCAAACCAUUGUUACCUGCAACAUUCACAACAUGCCAACCCAAGGGCAGAUUACUUAUGACUUCUUUGCCGAGCACUGUGGGAGUUUUUUAGAGUGAAAUGCACCACUCGAAAGUGCAGUGGUGUUAUUUAUUGAGGCACUUCAACUAUGAGGGACAAAAUAGCAUGCAAGUUUUGAGAAGAGCAUCCCUUUUAGACCUUAAUCAUAUCAUAGUUGUGAGUCAACGCUGACAGCGCUAAGAAAGACAUUGGCAUUGCAGUGAGGCUGUCUGUUUUCUGUUUAAUGAACAUGACAUGCACUGGGAGCCUAAUCAUUUUGUUGUUGUUGUGUUUGCAGUUUGAUGAUGGGAUCCUCGAUGCGUGCCUCUUUGCCCUGGAAAAAAGUGGGACUCCUCCGUCUGGUUGGGGAGAUCCUGUGAAUGUGGUGCGAGUCAUCUCAGCCAUGGUGAGAUUUCAAAAUCUUUUAACUUUCCUUUUGAAGAGAAACCAGCUCUUUGAGAGUCAGGUCACUGUGCAACUUAAACUGAGAAGAAGGAAUAGGUUGCAUGAGCACCUUUCUUUCCUGCUCAGUGCAAACAGUUUGAAUUAAUUGGUCUCAGAAGUGGAGGCGGUGUCAUUAUUUCUUUAAAUCUCAGUAAUACCUAAGUGCUGCUACAUCGCAGGUUAACAAAAUGAAAAUAAUUAGUUAAACUCUCUUCAGUCCUGUCAGCAGUUUCCACAGAUCAAAGCAGCAGUUUAGCAAAAAAAAAAACAAAACUGCAGCAUCCAGAGGUUUAAGGGGAUAGAUUUCCUGUCUGAGCAUUUCAUAGAUGUCCUUUGAAGAUUUGUAAGAGAAACUUUCCUUCUGUGUUCAUCCAGGUGAAUGCUGUUGAUGACCAAGGGGUCCUGGAGGGAAACUGGUCUGGAGAUUAUUCAAAGGGAACCAGUCCAGCACUGUGGAGCGGCAGUGUGGAAAUCCUGACUGAAUAUCAUGAAAAAAAGGGAGUCUCUGUCAAAUAUGGACAGUGCUGGAUCUUUGCUGGUGUCGUCACAACAGGUCAGACUGUGUUUACUUGUUAGUACAAGUAAACAAGUGUGAACAGGUGGAAAUUGAAUGUUAAUGCUUAGCUUUUCCUUCUUUCUUUCCAGUGUUACGGUGUUUGGGAAUUCCCAGUCGACCUGUGACAAACUUUAGCUCAGCUCACGACACAGACGUCUCUUUGACCACAGAUAUUUACCUGGAUGAGAACAUGGAUCCUAUAGAGCACUUCAACACCGACUCCAUCUGGUACAGCCUCCUUUUUUAGAAAACAUGAUAAAGCUGAAUAUUCAGAGAAUCACGAUUUGUGUGUUCACAGGUUUUGAAAGCUGUAGUUUUUUUGUGAGUUUAAUCAAACUCAAAUGGGAUUUUCUUGCCUUUAAAAGAAAUCCUCUAUCUUUAAAACAGAUUUAAUUCAUUAACUUUGGAAAUGUCAGUGAACAAGAGCUAAAGAUUGAAGCAUGGAAGGAUAAACGGAGCAUUUAGACAUAAGUUUGUUAUCUUCAGGAGUUUUUUAGUCACUCCGUUUGGGGUUCUACCCAGAAGUUGCGCCCUUAUGGGCGUCAUAUCCAAUGACCGUGUUACCCUUUGCUGAGUUUGAUUAUGGCAUGUGUCCACCUGCAGGAACUUCCACGUCUGGAACGACUGCUGGAUGGCUCGUCCUGACUUACCUGCAGGUUUUGGAGGCUGGCAGGCCAUCGAUUCCACACCUCAGGAGACUAGCCAGGGAACUUUCCGCUGUGGCCCCGCCUCCCUCGCUGCUGUCCGCCAUGGUCAGGUGUUCCUCAAACAUGACACGCCGUUUGUCUUUGCUGAGGUAUGUCAAAAGAAAACUUUUUGUCAGGUAUAAAGUAAAGUAAAGUUUUGUAAUAAAGUGAACCUCAUCUGUCCUCUAAUGACUGAUUAUGACUGUGACGUGUUUUAAUAAUGAGCCAUAUGGCGUCCAUCAAAGUGAGGUUUACCAUCUGUUCAGAGCUUUCCUGUCACCUCCUCUUUGUUUAAAUGCAGGUGAACAGUGAUAAGAUAUACUGGCAGAGGAAAGAAGACGGGACCUUCAGUAUGAUCUACAGUGAGAAAAAAACAGUGGGCCGCUUCAUCAGCACCAAGGCUGUGGGCUCUGACCAGCGCACGGAUAUCACACUCCUCUACAAACACCCUGAAGGUAAGAAAAUGCCUGGGCUCUGUUUUUACAUAUUCCAGAGUCGAAGUCACUUAAAAGCAUAAAGGGUUAGAUCUGCAUGCAGGGUGUCCUGGUUAUUUUCGCUGGCAUAUGGGUUUGGAUGAAUUGAACAUUUCCAAGCAUGUUCAUAAAAAAAUAAUUAAAAAAUAAUAAUAAUUUAAAAAAAAAAAUUAAAAAAAAGGUCUGCAAAUGAAUUAGUCUGACGAUGACAGGCUCACACAGGCAGAGAAAAAUUAAAAAGGUACAAAUCUUAGCUAGUGCUUUUGUUUUCUGUUCUGGUGAAAAUGUCUUGUUACACCUACUUAAAGCCGAGUCCAGAAAAAGGUUGUAUUUCAAAAUAUUAAGCACCAAAAGCCUUUGAGUGAAAAAAAACAACAACAUAUUGUUCAAUGCAAUAUAAUGUUUUAUGUCACCUCAGGAAUUACACUCAGACUAAUGGCCAAGGACUUGGGACUUGACUUGGACAAGCAAAAAGUGACUUCCAUUCAUCUUUUAUCUACAUUUUACUCUCUGACUCUCUUACGAAGCUCCUUCUGUGGAGAGACCCUAGGCAAGAAACUGAAAAUAAUAGUCUGAGCCUUUCAGUUACUAAAAUAAAAAUGUUAUUUGUAUGCAAGGGCACAUUCUAGGCCAAGAGCAAAAACAAUCCACAGGUGUAAUUUUUAAACUUGUUAAGCUAAAACGACUAAAAACACACAAGGACCAAUGCAAAAAAGCACUGGAGGCAAUGGUCCUGUGUUUUCAAAUGUAAGAGAAUUUUAACCUCUUGUCUGUCAGAAACAGUUUAAUCAUCAUGUCAUAUCCUCAGGUUCAGAGCAGGAACGUAUUGCAGUGGAGACGGCGUGCAGCUAUGGCUCCAAAGCCGAGGCGUACACGCCCCCCACGGCGCAGGACGUCUCUUUGGAGGUGACCAUGGAUGGAGAGGGGCCAAGGAUGGGGAAAGAUGCAGAGCUGAGCAUCAUACUGAAAAACAGCAGCUCAGAGGAUCGUAAGGUGGGCCUGCACAGCCAGGUGGAGGUCAUGUACUACACCGGCGUCCACAAAGCCACAGUCAGGAGGGACACAGUGGAUGUGGACCUGCUGCCAAAUGAGGGUGAGAGACGACUCUUCAUCUGAAGUGCUGCCAGAAAAAUAAACACACCAACACAAACCAAAUAUUUAUUUUUGUUUCUGCAUUUAGAGCCAGAUCAUGAAAGGAAUGGUCAUUUUUGCAGUUUGGUGUUUGUUAACUUUCUCCUGUGUGAUCUGUUCCUGAGCUAACAUACUGAAGUCAAAAAACAGACUUUAACCAAUCAUUGCCUGCCUGCUGUGUCCACAGAGAAGACCCUAGAGUGGACCCUGGAGUACAAAGACUACAAAGACCAGCUGGUAGACCAGGCAGCUCUGAUGCUGACCCUGACUGGCCGGGUAAAAGAGACACAACAGGUCCUCGCCACACAGUUCAGCUUCCGGCUUAGGACCCCAGACCUCCUCAUAAAGGUAGGGACAGUCAAACUCAUGAGGAGUUUAUUACCUUUACAUAAAAAUUUACAUUUGAAUCCUGGUCUAAUUUUGUUCUGCUCAUUUCAGCCGAUUGGGAAGGCUGUGGUUGGGGAGAAGAUGGCAGCAGAGAUUUCAUUCACCAACCCGCUGCCUCAGGUGCUAAAAUCCGUUGCCUUUCACCUAGAGGGACUCGGUCUUCUGAAAGCUCGAAAGAUUCAUUAUGGGUGAGAAAGAAAACUUAUAUCACUCCCUCUCUUCAGCUUUACCUGUCUGUGUUUCUCUUUGUGUGACGCUCCCUGUCAUUUCCUGUCCUCCCUCAGAGAUAUCGCCAGCCUGGCAUCGGUCACUCUGACUGAACACUUUGUCCCCUCCCUGCCCGGACCGAGGAAAUUAGUGGCAUCUCUGGACUGUGGUCAGCUCACUCAGGUUCACGGCGUGUCCGAUAUCACGGUGGAAGAGAAAAAGUGA
Molecule: messenger RNA, 18101 nt
Organism: Xyrichtys novacula (pearly razorfish)
Lineage: Eukaryota; Metazoa; Chordata; Actinopteri; Labriformes; Labridae
Source: the annotation of a GenBank genome assembly